AUGGAGAACAAGGAAGCCUCGUUACCAACUCACGCCAAAGACAACCCCAAUGUCUCAGCCGACGGCGCACCCUCGAAGAACGCUUUGAAGAAAGCGCAAAAAGAGGCCGAGAAAGCCGCGAAAAAGGCCGCUGCAAAGGCCAAGGAGGCAGAACAGAAAGCGGCGCAACAAGCUCAAGCAGCAGAAGAUACGGCGACAGGCAACUAUGGCCCGUUACCAGACGAUGCGGUCGAGAUUACCCACCUCAAGAAGCUCGGAGACGAUCAUGUCGACAAGGAGGUCACCAUCAUUGUCAGGAUUCACAACAGCAGGAGCCAGAGUGCGAAGCUCGCUUUCCUCAUGCUCAGACAACAAGGGAAGACCAUCCAGGCCGUCGUCGCAGCCACGGGAGACCAUGUAUCGAAACAGAUGGUGAAAUGGGCUGUGGGAGUCAACAUCAACUCCUUCGUUCGAGUCACUGGUCUAGUCAAGAAGCCCGAUCCGCCAGUCGCCUCCGCCUCAAUAAGCAACCUCGAGUUACAUGUCACUAAAAUCUACCUGGUCUCAUCCGCUGCCGAACAGCUCCCUAUGCAAGUGAAAGACGCUGAACGACCACCGCCAGCACAAGAAAAGGAAGGAGAGGCGGCAGUCGACGCGGAGGGAGUGCCGAUUGUCACCUUGAAGACCCGCCUCGAUAACCGAGUAAUCGAUCUACAGACGGAAUGCAACCAGGCCAUCUUCACCAUAUCCUCAGCAGUAGAGAGCCUAUUCGAAGAGUACAUGAGAAAAUCAGGUUCAAGGAAAUUCAACACACCCAAGCUGCUCGGCGCGGCAACCGAAGGAGGCAGUGGUGUCUUUGAAGUCGGCAAUUAUUUCGGAAAGAGUGGCUUUUUGGCGCAAUCACCACAACUGCACAAGCAGAUGCUCAUUGCCGGCGACUGCGAGUCGGUGUUUGAGAUUGGGCCCGUAUUUAGAGCAGAGAACAGCAAUACCCAUAGACACAUGACCGAGUUCACCGGCCUGGACUUUGAAAUGGUAUUCAACCACCACUACCACGAGGUUCUGGACUUUGCUGAGCAACUCAUCGUCUUCAUCAUCUCCGAGCUAGAUUCCCGGUACAAGGACGAGAUCGCCGUGGUGCAGAAGUUCUUCCCUCGAGCCGGGGACUUCCAUCUCAAAGACGGCAAAGCCCUGCGCCUGAAAUACUUUGACGGCAUCAAAUUACUGAAAGAAGCCGGUGUUGACACAACCGAGCAGGACAACUACGUGACAGACCUGACGACCGCCCAGGAGAAGAAGUUGGGACAAAUCAUCCGAGAGAAGUACGACACGGAUUUCUACGUCCUCGACGAGUUCCCCAUGGUAGUCCGCCCGUUCUACACCAAACCGCAUCCGACAGACUCCAAAUUGAGCAACUCGUACGAUUUCUUCAUGCGCGGGGAGGAGAUCAUGUCCGGCGCCCAGCGUAUCAAUGAUGCCGCGGAGUUGGAGGCGUCGAUGCGCGCGAAAGGUGUCGACCCGAACGCCGAGGGGUUCCAGGACUAUGUCAACGCCUUCAGACAAGGAUGUAGACCGCACGCUGGUGGUGGGUUGGGAUUGAACCGGAUCGUCAUGUUCUUCCUUGGCUUGGACAACGUGAGGCAGGCGACGCCUUUCCCUAGAGACCCGCAACGAUUGAGGCCGUGA
Molecule: messenger RNA, 1665 nt
Organism: Cladophialophora yegresii CBS 114405
Lineage: Eukaryota; Fungi; Ascomycota; Eurotiomycetes; Chaetothyriales; Herpotrichiellaceae
Product: aspartyl-tRNA synthetase
Exons: 2
Coding region: 1-1665 (554 amino acids)
Biological process (GO): aspartyl-tRNA aminoacylation
Cellular component (GO): cytosol; cytoplasm; aminoacyl-tRNA synthetase multienzyme complex
Molecular function (GO): aspartate-tRNA ligase activity; RNA binding; ATP binding
Source: RefSeq, a predicted model, not a curated record